AUGGAAACAACCACACCACCACCCAUCCAAACAACCACAUCCCCAAGCAUGGAAACAACCACACCACCAACCAUCGAAACAACCACCGCAACAACCAUUGAAACAACCACAUCCGCAACCAUCGAAACAACCACAUCCUCCAUCGUGGUAACAACCGCUUCACCAACCCUCAAAACAACCACAUCUACAACCAUGGAAUCAACCACAUCACCCAGCAUGGAAUCAACCACCUCCCCAACAAUCGAAACAACCACAUUCCCAUCCAUCCCCAUAACCACAUCACCCACUACCACCACGUCAACCUCCUCCACCACCUCAUCCACCUCAACCUCCUCCACCACCUCAACCACCUCAACCCCCUUAACCCCUACCACCACCUCCACCACCUCAACCCCCUCCACCACCUCCACUACCUCAACCCCCUCCACCACCUCCACCACCUCCACCACCUCAACCCUCUUAACCACCUCCACCACCUCCACCACCUCAACCCCCUUAACCCCUACCACCACCUCCACUACCUCAAUCCCCUCCACCACCUCCACCACCUCAACCACCUCAACCACCUCCACCACCUCCACCAACUCAACCCCCUCCACCACCUCCACCACCUCAACCCCCUCCACCACCUCAACCACCUCAACCCCCUCCACCACCUCCACCACCUCCACCACCUCAACCCCCUUAACCCCUACCACCACCUCCACCACCUCCACCACCUCAACCCCCUUAACCCCUACCACCACCUCCACUACCUCAAUCCCCUCCACCACCUCUACUACCUCCACCACCUCAACCGCCUCCACCACCUCCACCACCUCAACCCCCUCCACCACCUCCACCACCUCCACCACCUCAACCCCCUUAACCCCUACCACCACCUCCACCACCUCAACCCCCUCCACCACCUCAACCACCUCAACCCCCUCCACCACCUCCACCACCUCAACCCCCUCCACCACCUCAACCACCUCAACCCCCUCCACCACCUCCACUACCUCAACCCCCUCCACCACCUCCACCACCUCCACCACCUCAACCCUCUUAACCACCUCCACCACCUCCACCACCUCAACCCCCUUAACCCCUACCACCACCUCCACUACCUCAAUCCCCUCCACCACCUCCACCACCUCAACCACCUCAACCCCCUCCACCACCUCCACCACCUCAACCCCCUCCACCACCUCCACCACCUCAACCCCCUCCACCACCUCCACCACCUCAACCCCCUCCACCACCUCCACCACCUCAACCCUCUUAACCCCCACCACCACCUCCACCACCUCAACCCCCUCCACCACCUCAACCACCUCAACCCCCACCACCACCUCCACCACCUCAACCCCCUCCACCACCUCAACCCCCUCCACCACCUCAACCCCCUCCACCACCUCAACCACCUCAACCCCUUUAACCAUCUCAACCCUCUCCACCACCUCAACCCCCUCCACCACCUCCACCACCUCAACCCUUUUAACCACCUCCACCACCUCCACCACCUCAACCCCCUCCACCACCUCCACCACUUCAACCCUCCUAACCCCCACCACCACCUCCACCACCUCAACCCCCUCCACCACCUCCACCACCUCAACCCCCUCCACCACCUCCACCACCUCAACCCUCUUAACCCCCACCACCACCUCCACUACCUCAACCACCUCCACCACCUCCACCACCUCCACCACCUCAACCACCUCAACCCCCUCCACCACCUCAACCCCCACCACCACCUCCACCACCUCAACCCCCUCCACCACCUCCACCACCUCAACCCCCUCCACCACCUCAACCACCUCAACCGCCUCCACCACCUCAACCCCCUCCACCACCUCAACCACCUCAACCCCUUUAACCAUCUCAACCCCCUCCACCACCUCCACCACCUCAACCCUUUUAACCACCUCCACCACCUCCACCACCUCAACCCUCCUAACCCCCACCACCACCUCCACCACCUCAACCCUUUUAACCACCUCCACCACCUCCACCACCUCAACCCUCCUAACCCCCACCACCACCUCCACCACCUCAACCCCCUCCACCACCUCCACCACCUCAACCCCCACCACCACCUCCACUACCUCAACCCCCUCCACCACCUCAACCCCCUCCACCACCUCAACCCCCUCCACCACCUCCACCACCUCAACCCCCUCCACCACCUCAACCCCCUCCACCACCUCAACCCCCUCCACCACCUCCACCACCUCAACCCCCUCCACCACCUCAACAACCUCAACCACCUCCACCACCCCCACCACCACAACCACAACCACCACAACCACGACCACCACAACCACGACCACCACCACGCCCACCACCACUACGACCACCACCACCCCCACCACCACUACAACCACCACCACUACCACAGUCACGAGUCCAGGUCAGUGCCUGAAUGGUGGCACCUGGGAAGAUGGCAAGUGCGUGUGUCCCGAGGGCUUCCAAGGUGACCACUGCGAGGAGCUCAUCUGCCAAAACGGGGGCACCUGGGCCAACGGCCUCUGCCAGUGCCCCCCCGAUUUCCAGGGGGACAGGUGCGAGACCGCCAAGGACAUCGUGGAGAUCAAAAAUGUGACGAUGAACGCGACGGUGGUGAUGACGACCAAAAUCGAGAGGGAUUUUGAUGAAAAUCUCAAAAAUACAUCCUCAGAGGCUUACCAGAAGUUUAACGAAACAUUCCAGAAGCAGAUGUGGGAGCUUUAUAAAGAUAUCGAGGGGUUCAAACGUGUGGAGAUCAAAAACCUCAGCUCGGGCAGCAUUGUGGUGGACUAUGACGUCAUCCUGGAGAUCCCCGCCAGCUCCAAGGCCCAAGAGAUGGUGACCAUCAUCUCUGAGAACCUCGUCGCUGCCAUCCAAAACUACAACUGCAGCGAGAACUGCACGGGGGACGACUGUAUCUGCUUCAACACCAACUCCACCUCAGUCCGCGGCACUGACGUGCAACCGCUGGAAGAAAAUCUGUGCGACACCUACAUCAAGGAGGAGUUCAGAAGCUUCUACACGCUGUACCUGACCAGCGCCGGCGUCAUCUGCAUCACCCGCUGCGACGCUCGCCACGCCGACCCCCUGCCCUGCGUCCACGGCCGCUGCUCCGUGGACCGGGCGGGGCCGCGGUGCGAUGACCUCACCACCAUGACCACCAUGACCACCAUGACCACCAAGACCACCAUGACCACCAUGACCAUGAUGACCCCAUGA
Haemorhous mexicanus (house finch) is the source of this 3207-nucleotide messenger RNA. Its product is annotated as mucin-2-like. The record is from RefSeq and is a predicted model, not a curated record. Bases 1 to 3207 code for a protein of 1068 amino acids. The transcript has 8 exons. Lineage: Eukaryota; Metazoa; Chordata; Aves; Passeriformes; Fringillidae. Gene Ontology annotation, molecular function: protein binding.